AUGUUGGAAUCAGAGAUCCCUGAACGCAGAUCUCAAAUCACCAUCUCCUUGAAGGUAUCUACGGAGCUCAACCUGGCAAUGUUUUAUAACCAAUUAGAAAAGCUACAACGAAUAAUCGCAUAUUGCUUGCGAUUUAAGUACAAUUGCCGCGCGAAAAACGAAUCCAUUUAUGGACCCAUCACUGCGGGCGAUGAAUAUACUUCUAAAACAGGCUCAGAAGCGGUAUUUUCUGGAAGAAAUGAACCCGUUAGCUCGGGGUCAACAUAUCCGAACCAGCAGUAA
Molecule: messenger RNA, 282 nt
Organism: Macrosiphum euphorbiae (potato aphid)
Lineage: Eukaryota; Metazoa; Arthropoda; Insecta; Hemiptera; Aphididae
Source: the annotation of a GenBank genome assembly